Molecule: messenger RNA, 1185 nt
Organism: Exophiala mesophila
Lineage: Eukaryota; Fungi; Ascomycota; Eurotiomycetes; Chaetothyriales; Herpotrichiellaceae
Exons: 1
Coding region: 103-1185 (360 amino acids)
Molecular function (GO): hydrolase activity, acting on carbon-nitrogen (but not peptide) bonds, in linear amides
Source: RefSeq, a predicted model, not a curated record
CUAGCAGAUCUUUGUAUCAGGUAGUUAGACUCUACCAGUGGUAGCUGCUAAGACAACGCGAUACUAGACGAUCGUUGACCGUGAAAACGAAGUAGCGACAACAUGACAAGCAGCCAGCCAUCAAGUCGACAUUUGGUUGUUGCAGCCGGACAACUAGGCCCUGUACAUGUUGGAGAUUCACGAGAGUCGGUGAUCGAACGCAUGUGUAUACUGUUGGACGAAGCGGCAUCUCGAAAAGUAAAACUCGUGGUUUUCCCGGAAUUGGCGUUGACCACCUUCUUCCCACGAUACCUGCUAGAUGACCAGGAGUUGAAGAGUUACUUUGACGUCGAUGAUCCAACUCAAGGUGGCAUCGCCCAAGCACCACGCGUGAAGCGGCUUUUCGACCAUGCGCGUAGUCACGCCAUCGACAUAUGCGUUGGCUACGCCGAGAGGGCGGUCCAGCCCGAUGGAAGCCAUGUAGACUACAACACAAGCGUCUAUUACUCGGCUGACGCAGGGAAAGUCGUGGGAAAAUACCGCAAGGUACACCUUCCAGGAGCUGUGGAGCCGUAUACAGCCGCGGGGGCAUAUCAGCAGCUAGAAAAACGGUACUUUCGACCUGGAGACCUUGGCUUCCCUGCGUUCAGAGCACCUGGGCUGAUUGAUGGCGCACUCAAGAAGAAGGAUGGGGUGACUGACCCAGCACAGUCGAAGCUAAGAGGCGACCCUAUCAUUGGCAUAUUGAUCUGUAAUGAUCGGAGAUGGGCCGAGGGAUGGCGGGUGUAUGGCCUACAGGGGACUGAAAUUGUGUGCUGUGGCUACAACACUACGGCAUUUGCGACAAAGGCUACGGGUGAGAUGGUGGACAUGAGUGCUGAAGAGGCCGAAGCAGAAGUCCUGCUACACCACAAGCUGAGCUGUCAAGGCAAUAGUUACAUGAACGCAUGCUUCAGCAUCAAUGUGGCCAAGACGGGAGUUGAGGAUGGGAACCCUCUGGUGGGAGGCACCAUCAUCGUCCAUCCAAAUGGGCAUAUCAUUCAAGAAGCUGAGACAAAACAAGACGAGUUGGUGGUAGCUGAGAUUGACCUUGAGGACUGUCGGAGGGGAAAGGAGAAGACGUUUGCAUUCGAAAAGCAUCGCAGAGUCGAACAUUACAGGAUGAUACUCGACAGAGCCGGUGCGAUUGAGCCAGAGCUACUUUGA